AUGUAUACCGGAUAUCGUGAGGCCAAUCAUUCAACUACCGGGAACACCAGGCUCGACACUGGGACCUACAUGAUGUUGAUCUUACUACUACUACCUCUCCUUGCAUAUGGACAAGAUUUUAGUUAUGAUCCAAGUUCACCUUCGGGUCCUUCUAACUGGAAAGAUGACUAUCCAUUAUGCGAUGGCCAGAACCAAUCGCCGAUCGAUAUAACAACACAGGAUACUGAACUAGACAUCGCCCUACUUGAGAGUCAGUUAUUUAGUUGGGGUUUAGAUAGCAGAUUGCGAAAUUCUACAUUAGAGAAUAUUGGAAAUGCUGUUCGGAUUAACAUUCCAAGAAGGUAUCACCUGGAUUUUUCCGACGGUAACCUACCUGGAGUUUUUUUGGUACACGACGCCAAAUUUAACUUGCCUGCAGAACAUAUCAUAGAUGGCGACCAGGCAAAACUUGAGUUGCAAAUUGUUACUUGGAAUGGACUAUUGUACGAUAACUAUACCGACGCCGUGGGAAAACCUGAUGGGAUAGCCAUAUUUAGCGUUCUGUUUUCGGUUUUAGAUGUCGCAGAAUCGGGAAUGGAGAAGGAUAACCCUAACUUACAAGCAUUAAACAAAACCUUAUACUCAAUUCCCAAUCCAGGUGACGUUGCUGACCUACCUAGUAAUGCCAAUGCAUUAAAGUUACGUUACAUUAUACCUAGCCUAAGAAGAAAUAGAUACUACCAAUACAAGGGGAGUUUCUCUUCCCCACCCUGUGAUGAAAAUGUUCUUCGAAUCGUAUUUGCAGACAAAAUCCAAAUGUCUAAGGCCCAGUUUGAAGCUUUUCGAAGACUGUUAGGAUCCGAUGGAAAUCCAAUUCUCGAUGGUCUUAGUAGGCCCGUACAAAGAUUAAAUGAACGUGAGGUUAAACGCAGUUUUCUGACACCACGUAUGAGGAUAGACGAUGGUCCGCCAGUUGACGACUUAAAAGAAUCUUGUAUGAAUGUCUUUUGGGUAAUUGAUCAAAGUUGUUCAGUGUUUGAACAAAUGGAUGAAGUAAAACAAAUGCUUCUUGAUGUCACAGAUAAAGUUAUUAUUGGUCGUAACUCUGUAGUCAUGACGCUGAUGAAGUUCGAUAGAGAGCCGUAUUACAACUUUUAUGCAAGGGAUACAACGAGUAAUGCAGAGACGAUAAGACUUUUGAAUGACAUACCAAUUGGUCAAACUGAAAUAUGUGAAACGAGGACAUCCCGAGCCCUCUCUGAGUUGAAAGAAAGAUUUUUCCUAAGUCGCUAUAUGCGUAGUCGGUAUGGUGUACGAAAACUACCACUUUCUAAAGAUAUAGUAUUUAUUGUCUCAGACGGCAGGACGUUCCCGUAUGGUGGCAGAUGGCCUGCGAUCUAUAAGUCUUGGGAGAUAGCAGACACAGGGGCGGAUAUAUAUUCGAUAAAAUUGGACAACAGAUGGGGCAAAGAGGGAGAAACUGAGAUGUAUAAUUUCGUGGGAGGCCAAACUGAACGUGUGUUCCAUAUUAACGACACGGAUCUAGCAGAAAAAGUCUCUCUCUUGAUAAACGAUUAUACUCCUUGCCCAUAUACAACAACUCCUGAACCUACAACCACACCAACUCCUACAACUACCACUGAACCACUAACCGAAAUUGUCACUGGUGGUACUCCUAUUACAGAUGCACCAACUACGACUACCACAGUACAGACUACUACCACAUUACCAACUACUACAACAAUACCACAAUGUGAACGUGAUUUUAAUCUGGUUCUUAUCUUCGACACUACACAAAGUUUGGCAGAUGGCACUAUAAGGAGAACAUUUAAAACUAAAGGUUUCGAGCAUCGAAAAACUGUUGCAAUAUCACAACUAGUGAAGGUUAAGGAAUUUACAACAGAACUGCUUGAUGAUUUAAAUAUUAACAUUGAUGCUACACGCGUAGCUAUUUUGACAUUUGAUGAAGAAGUCCGUGUGAUACAACAAUUUAAAGACACUAUAAGUCUCGAGAAGACAAAAGAUGCUAUCAUUAAUAAGGCACAGGACUGGACUGGGGCUGGAACAAGGACAGAUAAAGCAUUGGCGAAAGUGUAUGAAGAUACAUUAAAAGUGGAAAAUGGAUGGAGACCAGAAAUUCCAACAUUGGUUUUCUUAGCUACGGACGGCGCCAUUGUACCCUGUUGUGAAAGUAAAUGUUGCAAAGACUGGAAAAAUCCACCUGAUUUAUGUGCUGCGAGAGCUGCCGAUUGUUUAACAAAAUUAGAUGCAAUUGAAAGGGCGAAAAAUGUUGCGAACGACAUAAAGGAAAAAGGGUCAGAUUUCAUUAUUCUGGCAUUAACACAACCCAAAAAGCCAUCAAAAGAAAGCAAUGAUGAGGACAACAAAUUUUACAGAAGUUUGGUUAAGGACUUUGCCAGAGAUGUCAUUCAAGUAGAAAACUUCGGUGCAAAAAUGCAACUUGGAUCACCAGUUUCACUGUUAAAACAAAUUAGAGAUAGAAUUUGCGAGACCCACGAAGUGUUUGCGGAUCAACAGAAGUAACCAGUGACUGAUUCUAAAGAAAAUGGCCACACGGAAAUAAAGAGGCCAGUUACUACAGACGUUAUGAGAGAAUUAUAUUAUACUGUACUGAAUUGCAAUAAAGUAAAUACACACAUGUGGUGUUUUACUAAAAUGUGAGGGUGUUUUGUUUAGUUAUUUAGCUUGUCACAAUCCAAUAGGUUGUCUACUCUAACGUUCC
Messenger RNA from Owenia fusiformis, 2722 nucleotides. Lineage: Eukaryota; Metazoa; Annelida; Polychaeta; Sabellida; Oweniidae. The record is from the annotation of a GenBank genome assembly.